AUGAGUCCCACGGACAUAAAUUGGGGAAUUUUGGGAAUUUUGGGGAAUUUUUGGGGAAUUUCCUUAACAUUUCUCGGGCGGGACGGCUUCGUCUCGUUCCACACCAGCCGCUACCGCCUCCAUUACCUGGAGACGCCGUCGGGGCUGCGCCUGGCGCUCAACACCGACCUGGGCGUGCCCAGCGCCCGCGAGGCCCUGCAGCACAUCUACGGCAACCUUUUUGUGGAGCUGGUGGUGAAGAAUCCGCUGUGCCCCCCCCGGGCCCCCAUCCAGAGCCUCCUGUUCCGGCAGCGCCUCGACGCCUUCGUGCGCAGCCUGCCCUACUUCGGGCCCCGGAACCCCAACAACUGAGCCCAGAUCGGGGAAAUCCACCCCAAAAAUGGGAUCGGCCACCCCAAAAACCCCAAAAUUGGGAUCUGCGACCCCAAAAAUCCCAAAAUUGGGAUCAACGGCCCCAAAAACACCAAAAUUGGGAUCGGCGACCCCAAAAAACCCCAAAAAUGGGAUCAGUGACCCCAAAAUUGGGAUCUGCGACCCCAAAAACCCCAAAAAUGGGAUCAGUGACCCCAAAAAUGGGAUCGGCCACCCCCAAAAACCCCAAAAUUGGGAUCUGCCACCCCAAAAACCCCAAAAUUGGGAUCAAUGGCCCCAAAAA
Messenger RNA from Melospiza melodia melodia, 655 nucleotides. RefSeq names its product trafficking protein particle complex subunit 1-like. The transcript has 3 exons. NCBI's taxonomy places the organism in Eukaryota, Metazoa, Chordata, Aves, Passeriformes, Passerellidae. The coding region runs from base 1 to 351 and encodes 116 amino acids. Gene Ontology annotation, biological process: endoplasmic reticulum to Golgi vesicle-mediated transport. The record is from RefSeq and is a predicted model, not a curated record. Gene Ontology annotation, cellular component: TRAPP complex.